Hypanus sabinus (Atlantic stingray) is the source of this 4443-nucleotide messenger RNA. RefSeq names its product NACHT, LRR and PYD domains-containing protein 3-like. The coding region runs from base 508 to 3393 and encodes 961 amino acids. The transcript is spliced from 12 exons. Gene Ontology annotation, cellular component: cytoplasm. The record is from RefSeq and is a predicted model, not a curated record. NCBI's taxonomy places the organism in Eukaryota, Metazoa, Chordata, Chondrichthyes, Myliobatiformes, Dasyatidae. Gene Ontology annotation, molecular function: protein binding.
UCUUUAGGGUUGCUACAUUGACCCCACUCCUGCCUCCUCCCGCUGUCAGACCCGUCCUGAGCCGGUGAGAGUUAGUGUGACCCGGACUGCGGCAGUCCCGCUCUACCCCGGCUCACCCGGCCCUGUCCAUCUGUAAUGAGCGACGGACACAUCACAGCCGAGUGGCCUCGGGAGCAGCAGCUCAGACUCAGCUCUCCGUACACGGUGAGAACACCGGUGCAGGACCAUUGUCGGUCACCCGGGAAGUCAGACAGUGAUUUCCCGGGACCACACUGAACGCCGUCCGGUUACAACAUUAGAGUUAAAGUUAGACCUGCGAUGAGCGAUUUAUUGGAAGAAAAACCGCAACUGAAAGGAAACCACGACUGAAGACGAGGGAACAGCAACAAGUGAACCAGCCCGAAGACUGAGAGCACCGACUGGACAGAACCCUCCUGACUCAGAGUUUCCAUUGAUUCGGUCAGCAGAAAGUCUGAACAGUAAAAAUUGAUAACACCUGUCCCCAAAAUGCAUCAAGGUUCCAGCAGUGGAGGAGCUCCAGUGACGUCAACAACGGGAAAGGACACGGGUCCGAGCUCAGUGAUCACCGAGCUCCUGUCAAGCUGGGACGAUUCCCAGCUGCUGCAGUUGACGGAUAUCUACCGAGACAGGCUGGAGCAGGCGAUGGAAGGAGGGGUGCACGGAGUGAGCCUGGCUUUAACGGCCGAGAAUCAGUUCAGUGGAGAGGAACAUCGGAAAAUCUCUGAUCUCGCUGAUAAGGGAGAGCGGGCGGACAGUUCUAAACUCCUCCUGAGCCUGGUGAUGGAGAAAGGCUCCCGCGCCCGAAGGGUGAUGUGGGAAACCUUUGUGAAAAUGCGGAUUGGUGUUCCAGAGAUGGACAAAAUACUGAAAGAAAUACAGGAACAUGAUUGUGAUCCUUCCCAUCAACCAAUUUCCGCUCAACUUUUACUAAAGGUUCUCAGUGAGCUGAAAGAUGUUCAACAGAAACACAAGGUGACUCUGCGGGCACAAACUGAAACACUGAGAGUGAACACGAUCCUGAUGAGGGAGAAGGUGAAGGUUUUCCAGCUGGUUGAUCGAUACGCUGAGCUCACGGUCAUUUCUACUGUUCGAGACCGGCUAAUGGUGGAACAUGAGCUGCUGGCAAGAGGCAGAGACCACGAGGAGUGGAGAGAGAAACAUCUCCGUGGAAAGCUGGAAAAAAUCCGGACUGAUCAGUUGUUCCAGAGCAGCUUUUCCCAGAGUUUAUCCAAAUCUGGGAGUUCGGCAGCAGUGGCCGGAGUCCCGGGGAUCGGGAAAACAACAAUGGUACAAAAGAUUGUUCAUGACUGGGCCACGGGGAAAAUAUACCAACAAUUCCAGUUUGUCUUCAGUUUCAAAUUCCGCGAUUUAAAUAAUAAAUGCAGAAUAAAUCUGAAGGAACUGAUCCUGGAUCAGUAUCCUUACUUUGGGAAUAUCCUGAGAGAAGUCUGGAAGAACCCAGAGGGAUCGCUGUUUAUAUUUGAUGGUUUGGAUGAAUUCAAUGACCAAAUUAAUUUUUCUGACGGUCGGAGAGACACGGAAACUCGGUCCACAUGCACAGAUCCUGAAUACAAGUGCAAGGUGUCUGACAUUGUGUACAGUUUAAUCCAGCACAAGCUGCUCCCAGGGUGUUCAGUGCUGGUGACCACCCGUCCCACUGCGUUACAUUUAUUGGAAAAGGCUGAGAUCGGUACCGAAGCUGAAAUCCUGGGAUUUUCAGGUGAGGAACGGAAGGAAUAUUUCAUCAGACAUUUUGAAGAUCAGACGGUGGCGGCAGCUGUUUUCAAACACGUGAAGGAGAACGAGAUCCUGUACACUAUGAGCUACAACCCCUCCUACUGCUGGAUCCUCGCCCUGGCACUGGGCCCCUUCUUCACACAAAGAGUCAGGGACCCGCAGCGAGUUCCCAAGACCAUCACCCAACUGUACUCCUACUAUAUUUACAACAUCCUGAAAAACCACGGCCGUGAGAUUGAGAACCCUCGUGAUGUGUUACUCAGGGUUGGUCAGAUGGCCUUCAGAGGAGUGUCCGAGAAGAAGAUUGUGUUUACAGAUGAUGAUUUGAUCAAGUACAAUCUGCAGCCUUCCCAGUUCCUGUCCGGGUUCCUGAUGGAGCUUUUGGAGAGAGAGGAUUCUGCCCGAAGCGUGGUGUACACAUUCCCACACCUCACCAUCCAAGAGUUUGUAGCUGCAGUCGCACAAUUCCUGAAUCCACAUUACAGGAAUAUCCUGAAAUUCCUCACUGAAGUCCACAGCACAACAGAUGGGCGGUUUGAGGUAUUUCUUCGUUUUGUUGCUGGUCUCUCCAACCCAAUGGCAGCUCGGGGCCUGGAGGAGUUUCUGGGUCCAUUUCCUCAUCAAACAACCUGCCGGGUGAUUGACUGGGUGAAGGAGGAGGUUAAACGUCAGAGUGGAAACACAGGGAGUGAAGCUGGUAAAAGGAGCCUCCUGAACACAUUGCACUACCUGUUUGAGUCUCAGAAUCGUGGACUGGCUCAGGCCGCACUGGGAUCUGUGGAAACACUUUCAUUCAGUGGAAUGACACUGACCCCGAUUGACUGCGCAGUCCUGUCUCAUGCCAUCGGACUCUGUGAUACAAUAAAACACCUCGACCUGGGGAACUGCCACAUUCAGUGUGAAGGAAUCCAGCGGCUGGGACCCGGGCUGCACAAGUGCCAGGAGUUGAGACUUGGGCAGAAUGAACUGGGAGAUUCAGGAGUGAAGCUGGUGUCUGCGGCUCUGAGGAACCCGGAGUGUAAAAUACAGAAACUGUGGCUGAGGAAGGUCGGUCUCACAGGUUCUGGUGCCGAGGAUUUCGCCUCCACUCUCAGUGCAAACCGUACACUUACAGAGCUGAACCUGAGUGAUAAUAAGCUGGGAGAUUCAGGAGUGAAACUGGUGUCUGCGGCUCUGAGGAACCCGGAGUGUAAAAUACAGAAACUGGGGCUGGACAGUGUCGGUAUCACAGAUUGUGGUGCCGAGGAUCUCGCCUCCGCUCUCAUUACAAACCCAAUUCUGACGGAGCUGAACCUGAGUUAUAAUAAACUGGGAGAUUCAGGAGUGAAACUGGUGUCUGCGGCUCUGAGGAAACCGAAGUGUAAAAUACAGAAACUGGUGCUGAGGAAUGUCGGUCUCACAGAUUCUGGUGCCGAGGAUCUCGUCUCCGCUGUCAGUACAAACCCAUCACUGACUUGGCUGAACCUGAGAUACAACUCUCUGACAGACCGAUCUCACCCCACUCUCCGCCGCCUCAUAUUGACCCUCCCGAAUCUGAAGCGGAUCCGGCUGGAGUACAAUCGGUUCACUGAGACCGGGAGGAAGGAACUGAGAUCUCUACAGGAACCCAGACCCGGACUGAGAGUGGAUCUGUGAACAUCUGAAUGUGGUGAAUCGGUUCAGUGAGACCGGGAUGAAGGAACUGAGAUCUCUGCAGGAACCCAGACCCGGACUGAUGGUGGAUUUGUGAACAUCUGAAUGUGGUGAAUCGGUUCAGUGAGACCGGGAUGAAGGAACUGAGAUCUCUACAGGAACCCAGACCCGGACUGAGAGUGGAUCUGUGAACAUCUGAAUGUGCUGAAUCGGUUCAGUGAGACCGGGAUGAAGGAACUGAGAUCUCUGCAGGAACCCAGACCCGGACUGAGAGUGGAUCUGUGAACAUCUGAAUGUGGUGAAUCGGUUCAGUGAGACCGGGAGGAAGGAACUGAGAUCUCUACAGGAAGUCAGACCCGGACUGAGAGUGGAUCUGUGAACAUCUGAAUGUGUGAACAUCCCCGCCCGCGAGAUGGGGGCAUUUGGCCGACUCCCCGCCCUCCCCUUUAACUCCCGCCCUUACCUUUAACGGCCGCGUGCCUGGUUCAACUUUCAACGGUUUUAACGGACCCGGCUCGGGCCUCGCGCUGUGUGCGUCGCUCGCAGCGGUCCCGCAGUGACGUGUUUCCGCCUGUUGUCCGGCGGGACAGCUUCCGCCGGAAGUGCGUGUACGAGACACCGACGUGACUCCCCGGGGAAUUACCCGGACAGGAAGAGCCCGGGGUCCGGGGCUCAGUCUGGGACACCGGUGUCCCGGGGUGGGGGGGAUGAUCCCGGGAGAGAAUCCUUUUGCCCCCUUUGCUGAGGACGGUGCAUUCGGCAGCCUGGCCGAUAUAAUGAUGUUAAAUGGACAAAUCCCUCGGCAGUGACCCUGGAUCUGCAGCGAUCCCGGACACGGCCCUGAAGUGUGAUUUUAUAAUCAUCGGUUCCCCGAUGCAGAGUGACGGUGAGAAACGGGACUGAUUAUUCAACCGGUCACUCCUUGUCGCCGGUCAGUUAAUUGUGUGUGACUGUGAGUGAGUCGGGAGCAGCUUAUUUAUUCCCGCACGUCAGCAGCUCACACAUUGUUUCAUUUACAUUUGUCAUGAUGAAAUAAAUAAACCUGUAACUUCC